AUUUGACCUCCGAUCUGAAGAAAGCCUCACCAGCAUGGCGCCAUGUCCGUCCGAUCUUCAGACCCUCCGACAGCUGGCAACUCGCUUGGGAGAUGCCAAGAAUGAGCUACAGCCUUCCACCAAGAGAGCCGCGGUGGCACUGAUCUUCCGCGUCCGCGCGGCGGGAGGUUCCGGGGCGGCGCCCCUCAACGUGGAAGAGCUGCUGAAGGGCAAAGCGGAGGACGAGUCUCUGGCGGUUGAGCUCCUCUACAUCUUGCGCACCUCGCGUGUGGGUGACAAGUGGUCCGGCCACGUCGCCUUCCCCGGUGGCAAGCGCGAGGCCGACGACCCCGAUGAUCGCGCAGCCGCGGCCCGGGAGACGGCGGAAGAGAUUGGACUGAACUUGGAGAGCGAUGACUUCUUGUUUCUGGGGCAAUUGGACGACCGCGUGGUCACUGGAGGAGGCCGAAUCAUCCCAGGCUUCUUCCUGGCCCCACUGGUUUGGCUCCAGCGGAGCGAAGUGACACCGGCCAUCACUAUGCAAGCCUCGGAAGUGGCUGCUUGGCGCUGGGUGCCUCUGAAAGCUCUAUCUCCAGAAGAGGUGAAGUUUGAUGUCCCUCUUCAGAUCAGUGGACAUUUAGCCUCUAUGCUGGUGCCAUUUCCUUGCCUUCCUGCCCUAACACUGGUGAAUAUGCCUUCGAUCGACCUACAGGCGCUGGAGCCACUGGAGGCCUCAACCAGUGAUCCUCAUGUGCUCUUCAGACUUUGGGGCUUGACGCUGCGUGCGACCUCGGAUGCUUUGGUCCUGGGCGCCGGCAUUGAUCGAGAACUGCCCUGGCCGCCGCUGCAGUUUCGCUUCCGGGUGGCUAACCUCCUGCUGGCUGCGUGCUGUAGCACACAGG
Molecule: messenger RNA, 881 nt
Organism: Durusdinium trenchii
Lineage: Eukaryota; Dinophyceae; Suessiales; Symbiodiniaceae
Source: the annotation of a GenBank genome assembly